GGUUAAGGGAAUCCAGAUACAAUAAUUCUUUUUCUUUUCCUUUUUUUUAGAGCUUCUCUUCUCUCGACGCGGCGACAUCAUUUCUAUGAUAUUUGAUGAUAUCCCUGAUCCGUGAUUGCAAUCAUCUCUGCAAAUUUGGUGCGUUCCGAAACUUAUUUCGCAGGGAAAAAUUUUAUUUGCAGUAUCCAGCUAUGUAUACAAUCCUUGGGUGUGUUCAAGAAUUACGUCUAGAUAAUCUCUAGAUAUGCACUUUUAAUAUAUGUACUUUUAGUAUUAUAUAUGUGACAUAAACUAUAGUCUAUAUCUAGAAUUAUAUCUGUGCGUAAUUCCUGAACACACUCCUUCGAUAGCGUUUGCGCGUACAGUUCACUGCGCAUAUAAAUUGCAAUCUGCAAUUGCAAUGUGAUCUUUUGUUUUGAUAAUAAGAUGAUUCAUGUUGAUAAUAAAUAUGAUUCAAGGUGCUUUUUCGGCUGAUCCGUGAAAGUUUUUACUAUAAUUCAUAUUAAUAUAAAAAGAAAACUUAUAAAGGCAGAAAAAGGCGAUUCAGCGAAAUACUCAGCUGAAUACAUUCUUUCUGGCCGUUAAUCGCAGCAAUUGCAGUUUACGAUCGCAGUUCAAGUCCAAGUUGGUCCAAGUUAGUCGUAAUCAGUAAUAAUGGUAUGUUGUGCGCGAGAGUACAUUUAUCUAUCCUUCUCCACGGUGUGAAAACGGCGCAGUAUUUAGCUGGCGAGCGGAGAGUGAGGAUCAGUUCAUUCAACGAAUCAGUUCUGGCACUUCUGUUGAGCAAUGUGGUCUUCGUGUUGCUUCCACCUGUCCUCAUGCACCUAUUUAGAGACUAUGCACGCUUUGUGAAUCCAGGAAUUCAUGUAUUCUGGUUUUUACUGAUGAUAGUUGGACUUUCUAGCGCGUAUUUUCAUGCUACUUUGUCCUUGAUAGGUCAACUAUUAGAUGAAUUGUCUAUUUUGUGGGUGUAUAUGGCAGGCUUCUGUAUGUUCUUUCCCAGAAGAUAUUUCCCCAAUGUCGUACAUAAUGACAGAAAGCUCUUCUCUAUAUGCGCAACGUUGCCCACUCUAAUCGCCACCGGUUUGGCCUUGAUACAUCCGGCUGUAAAUGCUUUCGCAUUGAUGAGUCUGGGUGUACCGGCGAUUGGAUUCUUGAUCAUGGAACUGAAGAGGACUACCUCGGUAAGAGUGUACAGACUAGGAUUGCGAUGCGGCAUCAUGUGGAUACUAGCGGUGGUCUGUUGGCUAAACGAUCGUCUGUUCUGCGAUACCUGGCUGAACCUAAACUUCCCAUAUCUCCAUGCAUUGUGGCAUUUGUUUAUCUUCAUUGCGAGUUACACGGCGGCGGUGCUCUUUGCGUAUUUCGCCGUACAAGAUGAGAAGCCACAGCAGUCUCCAGUGCUCAAGUAUUGGCCCAGGGAUAACUUUGAACUCGGUAUACCGUACGUGACUAUUCGAAGUUACAUCAAGUCGAGUUAUAAUAUGAAUAUAUAAUUCUUAUAAUAAUUUCGAGAACACUAAUACUGCAAUGCAUAUAUUAUUUAUUACGCGAUAGUAUACUUGAUACAACUAUAGCAAUAUUUAGUGUUUAAAUGCGCAGAUGUUUACGUGAU
Molecule: messenger RNA, 1615 nt
Organism: Atta colombica
Lineage: Eukaryota; Metazoa; Arthropoda; Insecta; Hymenoptera; Formicidae
Gene: bwa
Product: alkaline ceramidase
Exons: 4
Coding region: 660-1496 (278 amino acids)
Biological process (GO): ceramide metabolic process
Cellular component (GO): membrane
Molecular function (GO): hydrolase activity, acting on carbon-nitrogen (but not peptide) bonds, in linear amides
Source: RefSeq, a predicted model, not a curated record